This is a messenger RNA of Schistocerca gregaria, 3824 nucleotides long. Its product is annotated as cytochrome P450 4g15-like. NCBI's taxonomy places the organism in Eukaryota, Metazoa, Arthropoda, Insecta, Orthoptera, Acrididae. The transcript is spliced from 6 exons. The coding region runs from base 168 to 1679 and encodes 503 amino acids. Gene Ontology annotation, molecular function: iron ion binding; monooxygenase activity; heme binding. The record is from RefSeq and is a predicted model, not a curated record.
UAGCCUGCUGACCUCUGGCCGUGUUUUCGUGUACACGGAAACAGAAGGCCGGAGGAAGUGUUUCCUUAGCGGCGCCGCCGUGUCUGGCAGUGGACGCCGGGUAACGCAUAUAUUGGGGCACAGGCGCGGACCGCGCUCACACGCGGUGACUGACUUCGCGCACGGAGAUGUGGACGCAGCUGCUGACCGUCGCGGCGUGGACGGCGGUUUGGGUGGCGGGCGCGCUGUGGUGCUUGUGGGCGACGCGCGCUCGCACCUCGGCGCCGGGUCCAGCCACGCUGCCGUUGCUAGGCAACCUCAUGCUCUUCCGCAAACUUCCGGUGCUCGUACAACAGCUGAAGGACAUGCACGCGCAGUACGGAGACGUCUUCAGGUUCUACGUGGGGCCUAAGCUGUUCGUGGUGGUGACACAGCCCGAGGACGUGAAGGCGGUGCUGGUGGGCUGCAGACAGCGCCAGAGGGACCCCUACUUCAUGCGGCCCAUGCGCUUCUUCAUCGGAGACGGGCUCAUCACAAACAAGGACGACGUCUGGAAGGCACACCGCAAGAUAGUCCUGCCGACGUUCCACACUGAGGUGCUGGGCCGAUUCAUGGGAGCGUUCAAUGAGGCGGGCCGCUUCGUGUGCGAGCGGCUGUCUGCGGCGGAGGGCACCGAACUCAACGUGUACCCCACGUUCUUCCAGUCCGCUCUCCGGACCCUCACCUCCACCCUGUUCGGCGUCGGCCUGGACCAGCUGGAACCAGACCAUAGCAAGCAGGUGCACUUCGCUACGGAGUUUUACAAAUCCAUGAAAGCAAUCCAGCGCAUAGUGUUCCGGCCGUGGCUGCAGCUGGCCUGCACGGCGUCGACUGCGCUGGGCGCGCGCUGGCUGCGAGAGCGCAAGGGCCAGAUCCACCGGCUGGUAGCGCGCGGCAUCGCCUACAAGAGGCAGCACCCAGGCGCCGACCGGGAGCCGGCCAAGAGGCGGCCGCUGGCCGAGGUGCUCAUCGCGCCGCACGGCCAGCUGCUGCUGUCGCCGCAGGAGGUCCACGACGAGGUAUGCACGUUCGCCAUGGCGGGCACAGAGACGACUGCCUCCACGCUGGGAUUCGCCCUGUCGCUAUUGGGACUUCACCCCGAGUGGCAGGACGUCGCUCAAAAAGAGCUGGACGCCGUCUUUGGGAAUGGAGAAGACUAUCUGCGGCCCUGCACCUUGGAGGAUCUCACGCAGCUCACUGUCAUCGACAGCAUACUCAAGGAGACGCUGAGGCUGUUCUCGGUAGUGCCAACACUUCCACACUACGCAAGCGAAGACAUCCAGCUGGCGGGCGGGCGGUACACGGCCUCCCGCGGCAGCUGCGUGCUGCUGGCGCUGUGCCUGUUGCAGCGACAGCCACACCUCUUCCCAGAACCAGACAAGUUCGAUCCGGGCCGCUUCCUGGAGGGCGGCUCUGCCCACUCCAGGUUGCCGUACAGCUACGUGCCGUUUGGCGCCGGGUCCCGCAUGUGUGUGGGUGCGCGCUUCGCCCAGCUGGAGAUAAAGACUGUGUUGGCUUCGGUGCUGAGAAGGUUUCACAUAUUACCUGGGUCCAGCAGAGAAGAGCUGGAAGAGGUGGCGUUGGCUGUCACUGGACUGCCCCUCAGUGGACUCAGGGUCUCUUGUGUACCGCGAAACAACCUACCAGUGCGUACAACAUAGUCCCAUUGGAUGACUAAACCUGUGACUGCUUGUACGAGGGUCGAUAGGACUCCACAACUUGCAUCCUUAUGUACAGGGUGGUCCAAAAGUUCGGAAACACCCUCAUAAAACUCAAAUGGAGUAGCAAACAAGGAAACAGACUCCCUACACACGAGGAACGGGAAGGGGGAAACUUUAUAGGCUAUGCCACUAACAUGGCGGCCAUCUUGAUAGCCGCCAUCUUGAUAGCCGCCAUCUUGGAUUCAACUCCAAAAUUUCACAUGGGAAUAUGGUCGUGUGACAUAUCAAACAGAUAGAGAAUUUUACCACAAAAACAAUGCCGUUGUUAUUUUAGACGUAGCGUUAUUCAUUCUCCGGUUAUAGCCAGUUACUUGUGGCAGCGGUGGGACGCUUGGCAGCAUGUGUGUUAUGUGCCAAAGAGGCGUUACGCCGAUGUUACACAGUACCGAGAGAUCACCAACAGUCACAGGAAUUGCUGGAUAUGUUGUCCAUUAUGUUGGAUUGUUAAUUCUAUCCUCCGAACCCAGUCCUGAUGAACUUUGACCAACACAUCUGGCUGAAUUUGACCACACGCAUCAACAAUGCGCUGCUUUAGAUGAUGCAAAUCCCGUAGUUUCACAGGAUAAACCAUUGCUUUGACAUGACCCCAAAGAUAAAAAUCCAAAGGAGUCAAAUCUGGUGAACGUGGAGGCCACUCCCUACUCCCAAUCCACUUUUGAGGGAAUUGAACGUCCAGGUAUUCUCGCAUAUUGUGCCCAUAAUGUGGUGGGACUCCAUCAUGCUGGAAGAAUUCCGGAAAUGUCCCGUCCUCUGUUAACAACGAGAGAAACACUUCUUCAUCCAAUAACCUCAGAUAACCACUGGUUAAAACGUUAGCAUGAGUAAAUGAUGCCUAACAGUUAAACACAUGUAACAUAGCAGGCAUGGGAUAGUCACUUUGCACCGUUUCAGACCCAUUUUUAUGACAUCUCAGUACGUAAUACUCACGCUGCCGAGCGUUCCACUGAUGCCGCAAGUAAUUGGCUAUAACCCGAGAAUGAAUAAAGUUAUGUUUAAAAUAACAAUGGCAUUGUUUUUCUGGUGAAAUUCUCUAUCUGUUUGAUAUGUCACAUGAGCACAUUCCCAUUUGAAAUUUUGGAGUUGAAUCCAAGAUAGCGGCUUUCAAGAUGGCCGCCAUGUUGGUGGCAUAGCCUGUAAAGUUUCCCCCUUCCCGUUCCUCGUGUGUAGGGACUCACUCCAUUUAGAAUUUAUCAGGGUGUUUCCGGACUUUUGGACCACCAUGUAGUGUCCCGUUCAGCGAGGCCAAAGUUUGCUGAAAGAUGAAAAUUUUGACACUUUUUUUUACACGGACCUGGUGGACAACAUUCGCUCCAGAUAUGGAACCUAUACCCUUUUUCAGGAAACUCAAACCACUAAAGUCAUGCUGGCAUAUCUUGGGUUCUGAUUCAAAUAUUUAGUCGGUCAGUUCUCCCUCAUAUUCACAAACUUGCAUAUGUUGCUGGACAAGUACUCCUAUAAGGUUUGAUUCAGUUGCAAGCAGGUCCUGGCAUACUGUAGAUUUUGUUAGAGGCAUGGGCUGUGAUAAAUAUAUAUGUGUGUAGUGUUAGGCUGAUUCAUUACAGCCCACAUUCCGCUAAAGACUAAUUAACUUUGAAUUGAAUGCUCUGCAUUAUUGAUAAAGUGUUCAAGACAAAGCUUGGCCUCUUUAAAGAGCAGAGGUAUUAUUUAUAGUUAUUUAUUUAUUUAUUUGUGGCACGUUAAAUACAUAACUGUCUGAUUUUAUUUUAAAUGACUGUGCUAAUGGCUUCCCUUGUUGUAAGAUUGCUUGACGUAAAAUUAUUUUACAUAAGUUAAUAAACACAACGUGUCUGUUCUAGUUUGAGGUCUUAGACAGAGCUAGGAACGCUAAUCAUUAGUAUUUAAUGUUAUAUAAAUAUGUCAAAUUUGCUGUUGUUUGGAAUAACUUGUUAUUGUUUCUUGACAGCAUCACAUGAAAUUCGAUUAGAAGCUCUAUGUCCUCCCUUUAUUUUAUGUCUUAUGUCCACCACAGCUGUUAAUUACCUUUUAUACACUGUAAAAUAUUAGUAAGCUUCAAAGAUUGUGUAUUCAAAUGGCAACUAAUAAAUCUAUCUAUAUAAAUAAAAA